Molecule: messenger RNA, 962 nt
Organism: Humulus lupulus (European hop)
Lineage: Eukaryota; Viridiplantae; Streptophyta; Magnoliopsida; Rosales; Cannabaceae
Exons: 1
Coding region: 47-730 (227 amino acids)
Source: RefSeq, a predicted model, not a curated record
UUCUUUGAAUUUUCUCUGCAAGUUUCAGAAACCGCUCUUCGUCGCCAUGGCCAGACUCGCUCUCGCUCUCGCCCUCUCCUUCACCCUUGUCUGCUUCUUCUUCGCCUUCUCUCAUGCUACCUUUCCCUUAGAUCCUGCCCUAGACGACGUCGUCGAAAAAGACUUGCCCGGAUCGGCAUCGGACUCGGACUCCAAGGUCUCCAAUAAUAUCUUCCUACCCAGCCAGAAACCCGACUCCGACCCGGAUGCUAUUAAAACCCAAACACUCGUCGUAUCCGAGCAGCUCCAGGAUGAUCCCAAGCUGACCGUCAUCUCUUUCCGUCCAAUCAACGACCGCCACUUUCCCAGGCGUCCGUUUCCGUUGACUUUCCGUCACGGCCACGGCCGCCGCUGCGGCCACCAUCACCAUCGGUUGAGGCGAUCGGAUCCGAUCGUGCGAUCCUACGGAAACGACAUGAUCAUGUCCGACGACGUGAGCUCCGAGCCCGCGCUCAGAGGUGGAGUCCGCCACCAGAUCCCUACCCGGUUGACUGAGUUUCACCGCGUCGAACCAAGUUUCGAAUUCGGCCAAGACCUAACCGAGCUUCCCCACCACCACCACCACCACCACGACCAUGGUCACCACCACCAUGACCACGAAGAUGAAGCUGAGCAUGAGGAGAGAGAACACCACCAUCGUCACGGCGGUGGUUUUCUGAGGAGUUUCCGUAAGUUUCUGAACCACCUUUGAAUCCAUGGUUGAGAAAUAAAGAACCAAUAUAGGUGACUCUUACGUUUUACUUUCCAGUCUUUUCUUAUCCUUAUAUGAGACUACUUGUGUUUUGUAUAUUAAAAAGCAUCCAUUAGUGAUGUAGAAGAAUCUGCUAUUACACAUAUCAUUAUUAUGAUAAACUCGUUUGUUGUGUUUGGGAAUUGUUUUCUUUAUUUCUUGUAUGAAAAUGAAUAAAUGGACGUUUUUAGAA